Mucor velutinosus is the source of this 1140-nucleotide messenger RNA. RefSeq names its product hsp90 co-chaperone Cdc37 (gene CDC37). Gene Ontology annotation, cellular component: cytoplasm. The record is from RefSeq and is a predicted model, not a curated record. Bases 1 to 1140 code for a protein of 379 amino acids. The transcript is spliced from 6 exons. NCBI's taxonomy places the organism in Eukaryota, Fungi, Mucoromycota, Mucoromycetes, Mucorales, Mucoraceae. Gene Ontology annotation, biological process: ribosome disassembly; nonfunctional rRNA decay; RNA surveillance.
AUGAAGCUUAUCAGCAAAUCUCUAGAAAAGGACGCAUCGGGCUCAAUCACACUUCUUCCUGAAGAGUUGGAAGAUAUGUGGCAUGUAUACAAUUUGAUAUCCAAAGACGACUUGAUCAAAGCAACAACUAUUCGUCGUUUGCAAUCAGAAAGCUCAACAGGCUCUGUCUCGAGUCAGCGAGUGCGUCUCAACUUGACCAUCACUGUAGAGAGUGUCGAUUUCGAUCCCAACGUGGGCUUGUUGCGUAUCAAUGGUAAAGUGGCUAGUGAGAAUCAAUAUGUCAAGAUGGGCAGUUAUCACACAAUUGAUUUGGAACUGAAUCGAAACUUCACCUUAUUCAAGCCUGAAUGGGACACCAUUGCACUGGAGCGUGUGGAAGAUGCGUGCGAUAUCACCAAACAAGCAGACGUCGCAGCAGUGGUCUGUCAAGAGGGUUUAGCCAACAUUUGUUUCCUAACACAACAUAUGACAAUUGUUCGUCAGCGUAUUGAAAGUCCUAUUCCAAGAAAGAGAAAGGGUUCUGUAACAAACCACGACAAGGGACUUACUCGAUUCUAUGAGCAAAUCUACCAAGGCAUCCUACGUCAUGUUCAUUUUGAUAUUGUGAAAGCUGUGAUCAUUGCUAGCCCUGGCUUCGUCAAGGAUCAACUGUAUGCUUACAUCUUCGACCAGGCAGUGAAAACUGAAAACAAGGUCAUUAUGGAGAACAAGUCCAAGUUUGUAUUGAUCCAUUGCUCCAGCGGACAUAAGCAUGCAUUGACUGAGGUCAUGCAAGACCCCUCAGUACAGGCCAAAUUAUCAGACACAAAGGCUGCUCGGGAAGUGCAAGCAUUGGAUAAAUUCUAUGAAAUGAUGAACCUAGAUCCUGAUAGAGCGUUUUAUGGCUUUGCAGAUGUCGCUAAAGCCAACAACAGAGGGGCCAUUGGCACACUACUAGUGACUGACGAGCUGUUUAGAUCAGCAGAUAUCGCUACUCGUAAAAAGUAUGUGUCCUUAGUGGAACAAGUGAGAGCACAGAAUGGCAAUGUCUAUGUGUUUUCCAGCAUGCAUCCUUCAGGAGAACAACUGAAUCAAUUAACGGGUGUAGCAGCUAUUUUGAAUUUUCCUCUUCCUGACAUUGAAGACAUGGAAGACGAAUAA